CGACAGCGAGCUGGAGGGCUUCUGUGGCAUAACCCUGCAGCGCUGGGGGUUGUGGUUGCUCCGCGCUCAGGCUAGGACCCGAGAAAUACUCGGGAGUACAAUAGAUUUCACUUGGUCUGUGUAUGUAUGUGUACACACAUACAUGGAUGGAAGGAUAGAAUGGUCUGUUGGGUCGCUAUCUGCAGGCUCUUUAAGUUCUCGCUGUUCCUCGUCAAGUCACCACUUCCUUUACUCCAAAGUACAGAGUUACGUCGCCUGAAAUGGCUGGUAAACACGAGAGCUGCUUCUCUUUGAAAGCUGGAUUUAUCUGUGAAGUAACUAGAUGGACGAUAUUCUGAAACUGGGGAAAUAAGCUGUUGUGUGAUCUGGUUGCAAAACUGGCUAUUGAGCUGAAAUGUAGUAGUCUGAAAAGUGGCCUCCAAAAUGAAUUUCUUCCUGGAAACGCUCAGAGUAAUUUUGAUGUGUAUAUAUUAUCUGCUGGAGUUUUUCUUAUCGUUUAUCUUUGCACGGAAGAAAAACAUUGCUGGUGAAAUAGUGCUUAUAACUGGAGCUGGAAGUGGAAUAGGAAGGCUGAUGGCUUUAAAAUUUGCUCGACUUGGAGCCGUUUUAGUUCUUUGGGAUGUUAACCUAGAAGGAAACAAAGAAACAGCUAGAUUAGCAUGUAAAAUUGGGGCUGCAAGAGUACAUGAGUACAUUUGUGACUGCAGCAAAAGGCAAGAAGUCUAUCAAGUGGCAGAUCAGGUGAAAAAGGAAGUUGGUGAUGUUAGUAUCCUGAUUAAUAAUGCUGGCAUCAUAACAGGACAGAUGUUUUUGGACACCCCAGAUAUGCUUCUAGAGAAGAGUAUUCAAGUGAACACAAUGGCACACUUUUGGACUGUCAAAGCAUUUCUUCCAGCCAUGGUAGCCUCUAAUCAUGGACAUGUGGUGACCAUUUCAAGUGCAGCUGGCUUUAAUGGAGUCAACAAAAUGGCAGAUUACUGUACAAGUAAAUUUGCAGUGCUGGGUUUUGCUGAGUCUCUAGCUUCAGAGAUGUUGGCAAUGAAAAAGAAUGGUAUUAAGUCCACAAUUGUCUGUCCAUAUCUAGUGAACACUGGAAUGUUUGAUGGCUGUGAAACAAAGUGGCCUUGUUUGCUGCCCAUUAUAAAUCCAGAAUAUGCUGCUGAAAGAAUUGUGUCUGGGAUACUCCGAAAUGAACGCUAUAUCUUGAUGCCACGAGUUCUAUACUUCUGUAAUGUAAUGAAAAGCAUCCUUCCUGCAAAAAUGGUUGAUGUCCUUUAUGAUUAUUUUGGAGUUUUACAAGUUAUGAAUAGAUUCAAAGGUCGGACAAAGAUGACUGAAGAUUAAAAUGUCAGACAAAAGCAAUAAAACCUCCAAGUUCCUUGGGCUGACUGCAAAUUGAGAAGCCAGUAUAUAGAACUUCCAGUUUCAUUGUUUAUGUUGUUGCAAAAGGGGACAUGUAAAACAACAAAUCUGGAAUGGCUGCUGACAGCAGAGUAUGAAUAAUUUUAACUACAUCUGUGUUUAGAAUUGCUGAAAUAUAACCUGAAGGUGAUGUUUUAUUUCAAUAAAGGUACUUAGUUUUUGGAACAAAUUACUUUUUUGUGGACUGUUACCUUUCCAACUUUACCAUUUAUAAAACAAGUAAAAUAAUAAAGUUGUGCUUUUCUUAAUGUAUUCAAGACAAGAAAAUUUGAUCAAAAGUUCUGUAUGUUUAUACAGUAAUAGUGAAAGUGAGAACAUUUGAACAGAGUGUUUAAUGGAACUGUUUUCCAUCUGAUUUAUUCUGCUCUAUUGGAAAGCAUCUUGUGUGACUUAGCUUGUACACUGUGCUAAGCUAUGGUUUAUUUAACCAAAUUGGUUAAAUAAACUAUAAUUGGCUGGGUUUACAGCACACUAAACCAUAAUUGCUAGGUUCAUGCAAGUUAAGCAGUCUGCAUUAAUUGCUUAACACAGAUACCAUGUUUUGGAAACAUCCCUGUGAGAUACAGUGAAUUUCAUGAUGCAAUAAGAACUUGAACUGGUGCCCAUUAUGGAUCAAAUAAUUUUAUUCCAAGUUGCAUACUAUCUAAUUUAAGAACUUCUGAAAUCUAUGUGCUUAAAAAGAACACAAUGUAAAAUAACAGCUGAAUGUUUCAUCUAUCUUGAAAUAAUAAUAGUAGAAAUAUAAGUUAUGUUCUUGUUUAUAUUUUUUUGCUCAACAACUAAAAUUGCAAAUACAUACAACAUUAAAGAAGUUUCACAACCAGAAAAGGGAGCAUGUUAGAACUUCAAAAAUGUUUAUCAUUUUGCUUGUCACCUUAUUUGUCCCCUAUUCCUUCCUUAUUUUUUUUAAAAAAACCUCAAACACCCUAGUUCAAAUGUUGACAAAUACUACAUAGCAACAAUCCAUUGCUGAAAAUCAGGUGUAGAUUUUUUGCCAUUAUUGUAUAAUAACUCUUUUAGCCAACCUCCGUGUCCCUCAAAUCCACAAUUCUUGCUAUUUUGGUAGAUUCCAAAUACUGGGUAUAUAACCAAGAACAUACAGUGAUUUGGCAAUGAUAUAAACAAUCCUGUUGAUGUCAUCCCCAAAUGCAACAAUAAAAGAAGAUUCACCCAGAGAUCUUGUAUUAAUUAUUGAAUUAUAUCUUCAACAGCAGGAUAAUUGUAACCAACAUUUAAUGAGCAUCUAGCAUAAAUGAAACAACUGUUAUAUUAAUAUCAUUUUAAGAUACUAGCAAAUUAAUUUCACAUUGUUUAAUGCAACUCAUAAUUUCUAACCAGGAUAGAGCAGCUUUUGUAAGACUUAAGUUGACCCAAAGUAGUAUUGUGAGAGGCUCAGUUUACCCCAAAUUAAGAUUUAGAUGCUACUUUCAAACUGGGAUUAUCCCAUAAUAUAAGCUUUCUUUAGGUAGAUGUAUCAGAAUAUAAAUGUGACUUAAUAUUUUUUAUAUAUGUCUUGCAGCAUUAGUUGCUGGUAUUUGAACUGAUCCCCAACAAUUGAGGAUUUAUUUAUAUAAUAUAGACCUUUCUCUGUCCAGCCAAUGUGUUUUACUCCCUUUGUUGAAAACCAGAGGAUAUACUAGUAUAGGAGUAAGAGUAAAUCUAUUCAGCAUUAAAACAUUCUACAUGUUUUACAACUGCAAAUUUUCCUAAAAUUUAGUUUGACUUAAAAGUUUACCACCUACAUUAAUAUUUUAUCAUUUUAUUUGGUGUCUAUUUAAAUCUUCCAUUAUUAAAUAUUGUGUGUGUUUAAAUUGAAAUGCUGGAAAAUAGAUUUCAGAUUAGGAACUCUUCCCUCAUUAAAAUUUAAACAUAGCACCCCAUCACUAUUUUACCCAAUUUUUUCUCUAUUGAAGAGGUAUGCAUUCUUAAAGCCUUCCUUUUUCUCAGUCUUAACUGAAAAAUCAAGUCAAUAUAAUUAUAAGAUUCUCCACAAAUUUGCAUGAACUCUUCCUUUUUUUUUUUA
Messenger RNA from Python bivittatus (Burmese python), 3445 nucleotides. The record is from RefSeq and is a predicted model, not a curated record. NCBI's taxonomy places the organism in Eukaryota, Metazoa, Chordata, Lepidosauria, Squamata, Pythonidae.